AUGAGAAUACUAGUAAUGCUACUAUUAGAUACUUUGCCUAUGCUGGGAAACGUCUUACUUCUUUGUUUUUUUGUUUUUUUUAUUUUUGGUAUUGUCGGAGUUCAAUUAUGGGAAGGAAUACUUCGUCAAAGAUGUUACCUCAAACAGUUACCAAAUAUUAGUUACCCGGAAUCCCUUUCUUUACAUUACGUCGAACAAGAUAAAGACUAUAUUUGCUCCAGACCAGAUGAUAACGGUAUGCACACGUGUGAUAAUUUACCACAUUAUAAAAUAGGUGAAAUGAUAUGCAACGAUACGGCCGUCCCAAAUUCAUUAAACACUCCAACGAAUAAUUCUUGUGUCAAUUGGAAUCAAUAUUAUACGGAAUGUAAAUCCCAAGGGAGUAAUCCUUUUCAAGGAACCAUAAGUUUUGAUAAUAUCGGUUUAGCUUGGGUCGCCAUUUUUCUCGUUAUUAGUCUGGAAGGUUGGACGGAUAUUAUGUAUUACGUACAAGACGCACAUUCAUUUUGGGAUUGGAUAUAUUUUGUUUUAUUAAUUGUUAUUGGAUCGUUUUUCAUGAUUAAUUUGUGCCUCGUUGUAAUAGCAACACAAUUUUCGGAAACUAAAAAAAGAGAAAUGGAACGUAUGAGAUUGGAAAGAGCAAGGUUUCAUUCAACAAGUACUUUAGCUUCUUCUACUAAUAAUUCGGAACCAACCACGUGUUACGCAGAAAUCGUAAAAUACAUUGCUCAUUUGUGGCGUCGUACGAAAAGGAGAAUAUUGAAAAAAUAUAGAGUUUAUCAGUAUAGAAAACAACACGAACACGAAAGGAAAUUAAUAUUAAAUCAAAAUCAAACCGAAUCCGUCGGUAUUUCACCCUCGAGAUUUAGCAUGCAAUUUACCGGUGGACACGAGGGACCAGGUCCGCCUUUACAUCGUAAUAAUCAUUUGUAUCAUCAUCAUCAACAACGUCAUCAUCAUCACUAUCAUCAUCGACAACAUAAUUUUCAAAAUGCUCAUCAUCCAUGUUCUCACGUGCAUCACGCGUGUAGAUACCACAAUAACAAAAAUAGACAGCACAAUGUUCAAGGGCGUACAUCUUGCCUUUCUCCGCUCAUUUCGAGACAAGCUGAUCCCAAUGAUCUUUCGGAUUCGGCUCCACAUGCUAGUCCUGAAGUGUCCGAUAUAGACCUGCAAAACACGCCUCGAAGGUUGGUAGGCGGAAACGUGAAUUCGGGAAGUUUGCUUCGAGUUCCGUCGGUGAAUAACACGUGCAAUGAUUACAUGAUCGAAGGUAGUUGGUCCGGUUCUUCAUUUUUGAGUCCGCCAUCUCUAACGGAACAAAGACGAAAGAGCAGCGUUAUGUUUUGCGACGAAGUAACGACGUUAAAUUCAACGAGCGAAGCUAAAAAUAUAUGUUCGAGUGAAAAAAUGACGCAAACGGAUGAUGGAGAUUUAUGGCAACAUAACAAAAAUAAUUCCAGCGAUAAUCAGAGCGCAACAGAUUUGGCAGUUCCCGAAAUAAGCAACGAAGCAAUGACUUGCCAAGAAUUGCUAGCGUUUAGCGGUGUCAUUUCCGCAGCACUACCAACAGGUCAAAUUGCUCUCGAAUCCUUAUUUACAUCAUUGACAAAAGGAGUUCAAGAAAGAAACGAAACAAACAAUCAAAGAUGGCUCGAAUCCGACGUUUGCAGUUGUUGCGGAGAACCACGUGGAACGGCUUGUCCUUUUGGUUGCCCAUCAUCUGAAUGGUCAAUCAUAAUGGAUUCACAAAAAGAUGGAAUAAUAACGAAAAAUCGUCAUCAUCAUAGAACGAGAUUCAAAACGUAUGCGAGUAAUAUUGGAAAAUGUAUUUUCUAUUGUUUAAAAAGAGUACAGAGAUUUAUAAAAGCAUUAGUUGAGCAUAAAUAUUUUCAACAGGGAAUUCUAUUGGCCAUUUUAUUUAAUACUUUAAGCAUGGGAAUAGAAUAUCAUAAUCAGCCGGAAGAAUUAACGGUUAUUGUGGAAAUAAGUAAUAUUGUUUUUUCUGGAAUAUUCGCAGUUGAAAUGUUACUUAAAAUAAUAGCAGAAGGACCUUUCGGUUACAUCAGUAACGGUUUUAACGUUUUCGAUGGCGUCAUAGUCAUAUUAAGUAUUAUAGAAUUGUGUCAAACUUUCAUUGACGGAGAAGGAAAUGAUAGAGCCGGAAGUUCUGGUCUUAGCGUAUUAAGAACUUUUAGAUUGUUGAGAAUAUUAAAAUUAGUGAGAUUUAUGCCAAAUUUAAGAAGGCAAUUAUUUGUUAUGCUUCGUACAAUGGAUAACGUCGCCGUUUUCUUUUCUCUAUUAAUAUUAUUUAUAUUCAUAUUCAGUAUUCUUGGAAUGAAUCUCUUUGGUUGCAAAUUCUACGACGUUACGGAUGAUGGUCGCAAGCAUUACGAUCGAAAGAAUUUUGAUUCGUUGUUAUGGGCACUUGUCACAGUUUUUCAGAUUUUGACACAAGAAGAUUGGAAUGUCGUGCUUUUCAACGGAAUGGAAAAAACAAGCCAUUGGGCUGCUUUAUAUUUUGUCGCAUUGAUGACGUUUGGAAAUUACGUAUUGUUUAAUUUAUUGGUAGCCAUUUUGGUUGAAGGAUUCAGUUCUGAAAGAAACGAAAGAAGAGAAAGAGAAGCGAGAGAAUUGGAAAAACAAAAAGAAAAAGCGGCGGAAAUAGCAGCAGCAUUAUUCGAAGAAGCUGCCAGAUACAGUCCACCCUCCGAAUCGACAAAUGAAAGUUUUCAUAAUGAUAUAAAAAAUAAAUGGCGAAGCGCCGAAGAUAUUUAUCAUCCAAAAUAUAAAAAAUCAAAAUCGAAAGUUAUUCAAGGUAAAGAUAACGUUUGGAAAACAAAACCGAAUCAUUCUAAAAAAGAAGAAAUGAACACGAAUGAAAAACAAGACAUCAAAUGCAGCAAUGUUUAUAAAGGUAAUACCCAUUUUAUUCCCAAAUAUUGUAAAACGACACCGGAAACACAAGUAGGACCCCCCAAAAUAACACAUACGGCAGCAACGCCACAAGAUUCGCCAAACACGACAGCUGACGUCAUUAUAAAAGAUUCAAAUACAUUGUAUCCAUUGAUUCGACGGAUAGCAGCUCAAAUGCAAUCUUCCCAUGGGAGCACGCCACGUUUGUUAAAACCAACAAACAAUUGCAAUUAUAAAAAAAAUAAUAAUAUUUCAAAUUCUUCUCAACAAAGUUUGGGUAAAUCCGUAACGACGACGUCAAUCAAGGAUACCCUACCUCCACACACACCUCGAAGAGUUUAUUCAUGGCGUUUAUCGAGGCCAUCAUUAAAAAAAAAAUUAAGAAGGAAUUCGGGAAAUUUGGAAAUAAAAAACGACAAUCAAAAUAAAGAAAUUGUUCUUAAUAACAAUCAUUUAAGAAACGGACACGAUACACCUCGUUGCAAUGGUAAUUUAUUAUAUUCGAACACUAUCAGAAAUGAUACCCAAUCCCAUCAUAAGAGUUUCAACAGUCCACAAAAUUCAAUAAGGAGUAAACAAUCAACGAUUGGAAUUCAGGGAUCAAGUAAAAAAGAUAAUUUAGAAGAUGGUUCGCCAUCUAUAAACGGUAUUAAAAUAAACGGUAACGGUUUGUCGCAAAAUGACGUAUACCAAUCGAAAACUAUUAACGUACCACCCACUAAUUUAACAGGAUCGAUUCAAGAUGAAAAUAAUAAAAAUGUAUUAAAAGGUAAAUCAAACGAAGAUUUUACUGCGAUGGAAAAUAUUGAACAAAUCGAACAAAAUUCGGAUAAUACGACGACGCCAUUAACUGACGUCAUACCAAAAGUUUUUUAUUGUUUUGAAAAUACCGGUUGUUUUAAAGAAAGAGAAGAUUAUUCUUUAUACUUAUUUACUCCAGACAAUAAAUUUAGACAAUCUUGUAUUUGGAUAGUAGAAAGAAAAUGGUUUGACAAUGCUGUUUUAUUAUUUAUCGGACUAAAUUGUAUAACUUUAGCCAUGGAAAGACCGAAUAUUCCACCUCACAGCACCGAAAGAUUAUUUCUUUUAUGUGCUAAUUAUAUUUUCACCGUAGUUUUCGCAUUGGAAAUGUUCGUCAAGGUUAUCGCUGCCGGAAUGUGGUAUGGAAAAGAUGCUUAUUUUACAUCCGGUUGGAACAUCAUGGAUGGAACUUUGGUUAUUAUUUCGAUAGUUGAUUUAUUAAUGUCAUUAAUAUCCGAAAGUAGUCCAAGAAUAUUUGGAAUACUCAGGGUUUUUCGACUUUUGCGUUCUUUGCGGCCUUUAAGAGUUAUUAAUCGAGCUCCAGGAUUGAAAUUAGUCGUUCAAACAUUAUUAUCAUCUCUUCGACCCAUAGGAAACAUCGUUUUAAUUUGUUGUACCUUUUUUAUAAUAUUCGGUAUAUUAGGAGUUCAGUUAUUUAAGGGUACGUUUUAUUAUUGCGAAGGACCCAGAUUGGAAAAUGUUAAAAACAAAACUGAUUGUUUGGCCGAUAGUAAAAAUCAAUGGAUCAAUAGAAAAUAUAAUUUUGACGAUCUUGGAAAAGCUUUGAUGUCACUUUUCGUCUUGUCAUCCAGAGACGGUUGGGUUAACAUUAUGUACACUGGAUUAGAUGCUGUAGGAGUUGAUAUACAGCCAAUAAAAAAUUAUUCCGAAUGGAGAUUACUUUAUUUUAUCGCAUUUAUUUUAUUGGUUGGUUUUUUCGUUUUGAACAUGUUUGUGGGUGUAGUCGUUGAAAAUUUUCACAGAUGCAGAGAAGAACAAGAAAAAGAAGAAAGAAUGAUAAGAUUAGCCAAAAGAGCAAAACAAAUGGAAAAGAAAAGAAGAAAAAUGCACGAGCCUCCAUAUUAUACAAAUUAUUCAAAACCAAGACUGGUUAUACAUAAUGUAGUUACAUCAAAAUAUUUUGAUUUAGCAAUUGCUGCCGUUAUUGGAUUAAAUGUCGUUACAAUGGCUAUGGAAUUUUACAUGAUGCCAAGACCUUUGACGUACGCUUUAAAAAUUUUCAAUUAUUUUUUUACUGCUGUUUUUAUAUUAGAAUUAUUUAUGAAAUUGAUCGCACUCGGUAUUAAAUUAUAUUUAAAAGAUAAAUGGAAUCAAUUGGAUGUUGCGAUCGUUUUUCUAUCCAUUGUAGGAAUUGUUUUAGAAGAAUUAGAAUCAAAAAUCAUUCCGAUAAAUCCAACAAUUAUAAGAGUUAUGAGAGUUUUAAGAAUCGCAAGAGUUUUAAAACUUUUAAAAAUGGCGAAAGGAAUAAGAGCUUUAUUGGAUACUGUUAUGCAAGCAUUACCGCAAGUUGGAAAUUUGGGUCUUUUAUUUUUCCUUUUGUUUUUCAUAUUUGCCGCACUCGGUGUAGAAUUAUUUGGACGAUUGGAAUGUAGCGACGAAAUGCCUUGCCAAGGUUUAGGUGAGCAUGCACAUUUUGCCAAUUUUGGUAUGGCUUUCCUAACAUUAUUUCGCGUCGCGACUGGAGAUAACUGGAACGGAAUAAUGAAAGAUACAUUGAGAGAUAAUUGCGAUGAUAAUGCCGAUUGUGUAAAAAAUUGCUGCGUAUCAACAAUAAUAGCUCCUAUAUUUUUUGUGAUAUUUGUUUUAAUGGCACAGUUUGUUUUGGUAAACGUUGUUGUCGCGGUACUCAUGAAACAUCUGGAAGAAUCUCACAAACAGAUGGAAGAUGAACUCGAUAUGGAAGUUGAAUUAGAAAGAGAAUUGCAACAAGAGCAAGAAGAUUUAGAAGAAGAAAUGUGUUUGCAAUUUUUAGAAACGGAAAAUAAUUCAAAGGGAAAAAUAAAACGACCUCUUGGAAAAAUAUUAUCACUUCCGGCCAAUUUUAUAUAUCAUUCCGAUACCCCAAGCAAGGAUUCCAGUUUGCAAACUGAUAAUGGAACUGUUAGACGUGGUUCUGCAAUUUCAUUUCAUUCUCCCUAUCAUUCGCGCCGAAGACAAACAUUUCAUUAUCAGGGCUCUCUUUUACCGACUUCUUUUGCCGUCUCAGGAUUUCCAAGCAUUUACACAACCGAUCAAGAAAAUGUAUCGAAUAAAAAUGCCGUCAAAGACUCCACAAAAUUAGACAAUGCGUUAGACAAUCAAAAACAUUUGCGUAGAAUGUCGAGUAUCGAUUAUAAGAGAAGAAGUUCGUUGAGCGCGAGUAAUAGUAGAAGAGGUAGUUUGUUCAGGCCCAGAGCAGAACUUCAAGCUUUAAUUGGUUUAUCUAAAUCCGCUGGUUUAAUGCCUUGCCCGACAACCAAACAAUUAUUAUCACUAACCGAAUUGGUAAUAGAUGAAAAAGAAAGAGAUAAAAGAAUUUUAAGAAAAGCUUUGAGUAUGGAAAAUCGUACCGGUUCGGAAGACAUAACUUUGGAUUAUUCAAACUCUGGAGUUUUGAUGGUACCGUCACCCUAUUCGAGUGAUAAAAUGUUACUGCGACUGCCAGAAGAUGAUAAAUUUAAAAAAUCAGAAAGGCGACCUUUGUUUCGACAACAAAAAUCAACAGAAGCCAUGGAAAAAAUUGAAGAAAGUUUCGGAGAACAAAAUCCGACGAGUACAAAAAGUGCAUCAUUGCACGAAAAAAGAAAAUCAAUAUCAAAACAAAUAUCUCUCGAUAAUAAACCCUCGCAAAUGGAAAGAUCGAAAGAAAUCAAUGCCGAAGAAAUUGCUUUGGUGGUACAAGAACGAAGAACGCCAUACAUUCGAGAAUUAAGAAGUCAAACACAUGAUUUUUCUUUAGAUGAAACACCUUUCGCCUUUACAAAACAAGAAAACGAACACAGGGCUCAAAUCCGUCGUCAAAUGACCACACCAACUAUAUCGGACGAAUCUCCUAUAAGGAAAAGAAAACACAAUUUGGUAAGACAAGAUCGUCAGGAAAUAAUUAGUUCGGAAUCGUUAACGAAAAACUCAUCGAAAGAUAAUCUACCGAUGUCGGUUUUGGAAAAGCGCGAUUUAUUAAUAAGAAAAUCGGAACAGAGUAGCGAAGAUGUCGAAACGGCGGAAACAUCAUUGUCGGCAAAAGAAACAUCAUCUUCGAUGGAGAAAAAACACGAAGACACGAUUAAAAAAACAAAAGCUCCCCGCAUAAAAAAAGGAAAACUUUUAGAAGCGUCAAUCGAAACGAGUACGAGUUCGAAUUCGACAACCGUUACGAACGUCAGAAGUGAUUCGAUAAUAUCCGAAGAUGUAGAAAAAGAUUUUAAAACGGAUUCGAAAUUAUUAAAAAGUGACGAUUCUAAAUCUGAUUUUGACGUUUUCGAAAAAGAUAAAAUCAUAGAUGAUGAUAAUGAUGACGGUAAUACAAACAAAACCGGAAGUAAAGAACUUUUGUUGGAUGAAUCUCGAAAUUUUCCUUACGAUUUAACACGAAACGAUUCGUUUAAAAAAAAAGAAACCGAACAAAAACAUUGA
Molecule: messenger RNA, 7350 nt
Organism: Pediculus humanus corporis (human body louse)
Lineage: Eukaryota; Metazoa; Arthropoda; Insecta; Psocodea; Pediculidae
Product: voltage- gated calcium channel, putative
Exons: 32
Coding region: 1-7350 (2449 amino acids)
Biological process (GO): neuronal action potential; membrane depolarization during action potential; calcium ion import
Cellular component (GO): neuron projection; voltage-gated sodium channel complex; plasma membrane
Molecular function (GO): low voltage-gated calcium channel activity; voltage-gated sodium channel activity
Source: RefSeq, a predicted model, not a curated record